AUGUUGUUUAAAUCUGUUCUCGCUGCCACUUUGGCCGCCUCCGUCCUCGCUCAGCCAGUCGCUCACCAACACCAUCAACACGAGAAGAAGGAUGUUGUCCAGACUGUUGUAGUCACCGUUACACCUGGUGCCGCUGCUCCAACCGCCGCUGCUGCUCCAGCUGCUGCCACCAGUGCUGCCGCCGCCCCAGUCUCUGGUUCUUCUUCUGCUCCAGCUGCCGCUUCUUCCGGCUCUUCUGGUUCUUCUGGUUCCAGCGUCGGUUCUGGUGCCGCUGGUGCCAAGGGUAUCACCUACUCUCCUUACAACGGUGAUGGUUCCUGUAAGUCUGCCGGUCAAGUCAAGAGCGACUUGGCUCAACUCAAGGGCUUCAACCUCAUCAGACUUUACGGUGUCGACUGUAACCAAGUCCCUAACGUCUUGGCUGCUUUGUCUCCUGGCCAAAAGAUCUUCGCUGGUAUCUUCAACGUCGGCAACAUCGCCGGUGACAUCGGUACCUUGGCCUCCGCCGUCUCUGCCGCUGGUGGUUGGUCCGUUGUUGACACCGUUUCCAUCGGUAACGAGUUGGUCAACUCCGGUCAAGCCAACGUUGGUCAAAUCCAAUCUUACGUCGACCAAGGUAGAUCUGCCUUGAAGGCUGCCGGUUACAACGGUCCAGUUGUCUCCGUCGACACCUUCAUUGCUGUCAUCAACAACCCUGGUUUGUGUGCUUGUUCCGACUACAUUGCCGUCAACGCCCACGCUUUCUUCGAUGGCCACGUUGUCGCCGAGAACGCCGGUGACUGGGUCUUGCAACAACUCCAAAGAGUCUCCUCUGCUUGUGGUGGUAAGAAGGUUGUCAUCACCGAGUCUGGCUGGCCUAACAGAGGUAACGCCAACGGUCAAUGUGUCCCUGGUGUCCAACAACAACAAGCUGCCAUUGCCUCUAUCAAGAGCAAGUGUGGUGACGCUACCAUUUUGUUCAACGCCUUCGACGACUUGUGGAAGAGCGACAACGCCUACACCUUCGGUGCUGAGAAGUACUGGGGUAUCUACGGUAACUAA
This is a messenger RNA of Australozyma saopauloensis, 1041 nucleotides long. It is a transcript of the gene MP65, whose product is annotated as putative family 17 glucosidase. Bases 1 to 1041 code for a protein of 346 amino acids. Gene Ontology annotation, molecular function: glucan endo-1,3-beta-D-glucosidase activity. Lineage: Eukaryota; Fungi; Ascomycota; Pichiomycetes; Serinales; Metschnikowiaceae. Gene Ontology annotation, biological process: cell wall organization; carbohydrate metabolic process. The record is from RefSeq and is a predicted model, not a curated record. The transcript has a single exon. Gene Ontology annotation, cellular component: extracellular region; fungal-type cell wall; cell surface.